Trichomonas vaginalis G3 is the source of this 354-nucleotide messenger RNA. Its product is annotated as protein of unknown function, DUF4106 family. NCBI's taxonomy places the organism in Eukaryota, Parabasalia, Trichomonadida, Trichomonadidae. The coding region runs from base 1 to 354 and encodes 117 amino acids. The record is from RefSeq and is a predicted model, not a curated record. The transcript has a single exon.
AUGGAAAGAAAACCAGAAUGGCUACAAAAACAUAUAUUUGGAAACGAGCUUAUUCCAUAUGGACAGGCACUGUUUGAAGAGCUUGAACCGGAAACUCAGGAAAGAGUCAUGCAAACAAUACGCGAAGACUCAAAUACAGACUAUGACAAACUCUUUCUAGGAUAUAGGUUACCUGAGAUGGGCGACCAGAGCCAAAAGGCAAAAAGGACAUGGGAAAUUUGCAACAUACUAGAUGAACAUAAUGCAAAGAUGCAACAACUUCAAGCAGAGGGCAAUGAAGGAAAAAGAAGAGUUAAAAACUCAGUCAGGAAGAAAGUAAAGCUUGGUCCACGUGGGUUCUAUUAUGACAUAUAA